CCAAUCGCCCCGUACCGUGUGCCCGCUGUACCGGUGCGAAGUGCUCGAGCUGAAGUGGCUGCAUUAAGCUCUCCGAUACUGCAAGUUUCUCUCUUCUCGACCCCCGGCGAAGCCGAUAAGGGGUAGUAUGACGGACAGAUUUGUCGUUAUCCCUGUUGGGAAGGACGACGAGGCUCCCGGCGGGGGCAGCGAUGACCCCGUUGCUGAAAGUGGAGGGUCUGAGGGUGACAACACCGACCCGCAGGACGCUGUUCCUAUUCUGGAAUAUAGCAGAGAGCCAAAUAAAUACGUGUCGUGGGAGCAGACCCCAGGAUCAGAGGCGGGAGCAGACGCCGAGCCGGCCCAAGACUGUGCAGAGCCAGGCGCCAUGGAUCAUGGGCAGGGCUCACGCCGAAGGGGAGAUGGCAUUCCAAAAGAAAGCAGUCCAUUCAUCAACAACACAGACAAUGACACAGGAACCCUCUACGAUAGGAAGAACAUGGCUCUCUUUGAGGAGGAAAUGGACAGUAAUCCCAUGGUCUCAUCACUGCUCAGCAAUCUGGCCAACUACACCAACCUCACCCAGGGGGUCAUCGAACACGAGGAGGAAGACGACGACGAGGGCCAGAGGAAGCAGACUGUCAAGAGCCCCCAGAUGGGCACCUUUAUGGGUGUGUACCUGCCCUGCCUGCAGAACAUCCUGGGCGUCAUCCUGUUCCUCCGGCUCACCUGGAUCGUGGGCACGGCGGGCAUCAUGGAAUCCUUAGCCAUCGUCUCCAUGUGCUGCACAUGUACACUCCUGACAGCCAUAUCAAUGAGUGCCAUCGCAACGAACGGCGUGGUUCCCGCCGGUGGUUCUUAUUACAUGAUCUCAAGGUCGCUGGGCCCUGAGUUCGGUGGAGCCGUGGGGUUCUGCUUCUACCUGGGCACCACCUUCGCUGGCUCGAUGUAUAUCCUCGGCACCAUUGAAAUUCUCCUGACCUACAUCGUGCCCAGUGCAGCCAUCUUCAAAGCAGAGGAGAAGGAACAGGAAGCUGAAGCCUUGCUCAACAACAUGCGUGUCUAUGGCACCUGCUGCCUUGCCCUCAUGGCCCUCGUGGUCUUUGUGGGGGUCAAGUACGUCAACAAGCUGGCCCUGGUCUUCCUGGCCUGUGUGGUGCUCUCCAUUCUGGCCAUCUAUGCCGGCGUCAUCAAGACCACCUUCGAUCCCCCUAACUUCCCGGUCUGCUUGCUGGGAAACCGCACUCUGAAAAACCACAACUUCGACAAAUGCCUUAAGACAGAGGAAGUAGGCAACGGGACGGUAACUACCAAGCUUUGGCAGCUCUUCUGUAACAGCUCAGAGCUCACCGCUGCCUGCGACAAAUACUUUGAACUCAACAAUGUGACCGCGAUCCAGGGCAUUCCCGGACUGAUGAGUGGGGUCAUCUCAGAGAACAUGUGGGGUAGCUAUGGGCCCGUGGACACGCUGGUGGAGAAGAAGCACUACCCGUCCAUUCCUGCUGCAGACUCCUCCAUGGACAUCAACCUGCCAUACGUGUCCAAUGACAUCGCCACAUUCUUCACUCUCCUGGUGGGCAUCUACUUUCCUUCUGUCACAGGCAUCAUGGCCGGUUCAAACCGAUCCGGAGACCUGCGGGACGCCCAGAGGUCCAUUCCCAUAGGAACGAUCCUAGCUAUAGUGACCACGUCUUUGAUCUAUAUCUCCUGCGUUGUGUUGUUCGGCACCUGCAUCGAAGGUGUGCUUCUGAGAGACAAGUAUGGAGACUCCGUGAAGGGGAACCUGGUGAUCGGCACUUUGUCCUGGCCCUCGCCCUGGGUCAUUGUCAUUGGCUCCUUCUUCUCCUGCUGCGGGGCCGGGCUCCAAAGCCUCACAGGGGCCCCGCGGCUCCUGCAGGCCAUUGCCCGCGAUGGCAUCGUUCCCUUCCUGGAGGUUUUCGGUCACGGCAAAGCCAACGGGGAACCGACGUGGGCUCUGCUGCUGACCGCGGCCAUCUGCGAGAGCGGCAUCCUCAUCGCCUCGCUGGACGCCGUCGCCCCCAUCCUCUCCAUGUUCUUCUUAAUGUGCUACCUGUUUGUCAACUUGGCCUGUGCGGUUCAGACCCUGCUUCGUACCCCUAACUGGAGGCCCCGCUUCAAGUUCUACCACUGGGCCCUGUCCUUCCUGGGGAUGAGCCUGUGCCUUUCCCUGAUGUUCAUCUCCUCUUGGUUCUACGCCCUGGUGGCCAUGGUGAUUGCCGGGUGCAUCUACAAGUACAUCGAGUACAGGGGAGCUGAGAAGGAGUGGGGUGACGGGAUCCGGGGCCUUUCCCUCAACGCUGCCCGCUACGCCCUGAUGCGUCUGGAGGAAGCACCACCGCACACCAAGAACUGGAGGCCCCAGCUGUUGGUGCUGCUAAACCUGGACUCAGAGCUGGCGGUCAAGCACCCGCGCCUGCUCUCCCUCACCACCCAGCUAAAGGCUGGAAAGGGCCUCACCAUCGUGGGCUCCGUCCUGGAGGGCACAUACCUCACUAAGGGGCUGGAGGCCAAACGGGCCGAGCAGAACAUCAAGUCUACCAUGUCCACAGAGAGGACCAAGGGCUUCUGCCAUGUGGUGGUGUCGUCCAAUAUGCGCGACGGCUUCUCCCACCUAAUCCAGUCGGCCGGCCUCGGUGGCAUGAAGCACAACUCGGUGCUGAUGUCUUGGCCCGGGAGCUGGAAGCAGGGCGUGGACCAUGCCUGCCUGACCAACUUUGUCGAGACAGUGCGGGAGACCACAGCCGCGCACCAGGCUCUCCUGGUAGCCAAGAACGUGGACAACUUCCCCGCCAACCAGGACCGGCUAAAUGAGGGGACAGUGGACGUGUGGUGGAUCGUGCACGACGGCGGCAUGCUUAUGCUGCUGCCCUUCCUGCUACGGCAGCACAAGGUCUGGAGGAAGUGCAAGAUGCGCAUCUUCACCGUGGCUCAGAUGAACGACAACAGCAUCCAGAUGAAGAAGGAUCUGCAGAUGUUCCUGUACCACCUCCGGCUGGAUGCUGAGGUGGAGGUUGUGGAGAUGCACGAUAGUGACAUCUCAGCCUUCACCUACGAGAAGACUCUGGUGAUGGAGCAGCGUUCCCAGAUGCUAAAGCAGAUACAUUUGUCUCGGACUGAGCAGGAGAGGGAGAUUCAAAGCAUCACCGAUGAGUCACGCAGCUCCAUCCGGAGGAAGAGCCAAGGCAGAGAGCGGGCCUCGGGCCGCGGCCAGCGGAACAGCGUUCGGGAGGACGAGGCUCAACUGAUCCACGACAGGAACACGGCGUCCCACGGCUCGUCCCACGGCUCGUCCCACGACUCGUCCUACGACUCGCCCAACGCCAAGAGCGAUGCCACCCCCGACCGGGUGCACAUGACCUGGACCAAGGAGAAGAUGUUCAGCGAGAGGAACCGAAACCGCGAGGUCAACGUGGGCGUGAGGGACCUCUUCAACAUGAAGCCAGAGUGGGAGAGUCUGAAUCAGUCCAACGUUCGCCGGAUGCACACUGCAGUCAAGCUGAACGAGGUGGUGUUGAACAAGUCCCAAGAGGCCCAUUUGGUCCUGCUCAACAUGCCGGGGCCUCCCAAGCACAGAGGUGGUAACGAGAACUACAUGGAGUUCCUGGAGGUACUGGUGGAGGGGUUGAAUCGCGUGCUCCUCGUGCGCGGCGGAGGCCGUGAGGUCAUCACCAUUUACUCAUAACCGUGCUGCACAGUUCGGUACACCAGAGCUGCAGGGCAUUAUGGGAGGCCUAUAUCAAAGGGAAAGGGGUGGGGCCGGGUCUUCAGCAUCACUGAUGCGUUUCAGAACUGCAGGCUUAUGACCACCUGGGGGUCCCAGCUGAGGACAGAGAGCAGCCUUUUUCACCAGCUGGGUAGCACACUUUCUUCCCCAGCAUAGAAAUUAAUAUUUAUGGUUCCUUUGUAUUCACUUCAUUUUGUGUUUGUGUUCCUUUUUGAACACUCAGAAAAGAUGUUUGUCAUUAGGUUUAUAAAUUCAGCUGAGGACAACAGUGCAAAUAAGAAGGUAGUCAAGUGUUAUUUUUCUUUUUUUAAGUCAAUGGAAAAUUGGUCAUAAGACUAAACAGAACAUUGACCUCUGACCUGGGAUGACCUCUGACUGUCCUCUGUAAGAAGUUUCAUGUGUCACUUGUUCCUCUUUUGUCCAGUAGAGGACUUGUGCUUGUAGGGUUUAGUUGUGCUCGUGCUUGUGUUUCUAUUUAAUGGUAUUUACCAGUACGUCUGAAGGCAAUUUUAGAAUGGCACGGUCCAGGCAUGGCUGUCAUGUGCUUUAAAGGUGCCCCACUUUCAGUUCAGUAAUGUUUUUAUUUUUUUAAAACAACAACAUGAGGUACAAACACAUCGUUUAUUAGUCAUUCUGGUUUGAUACCCCAAAUCACAAUAUCAUCUCUAUAUCUGAUGAUUAGCAAGGAUAUAUCAAAGCUAGGCACCAGGAUCACAUCCACAACAUCAACACACGCUAGUCUUAGCGUUGAGGGGCUCAGGUGCCUUCAGCCUGAUGGGGGGGUUGAGCCUGGUGGAGUUGUGCAUGCAGUGCACACCAUACCCACCGGCCUCUCCUGUAAGAUGUGUGCAGAUAUGGGUAAAGCCAUCUCACCGACAGUUUUAAUGACAGUAAUUGUCUGGUAAAAGCACCAGUCAUCAGGAAAAAAGCCAUAGUUCAUAUGGUAAUGCUGGACCUCAGACAUCGUGUGUUGUCAAGACUCAUGGAUUAGGCCAUUGGCGGAAGAAAAACAUUAUGGGGUUGAACUUUUCAAAUCGUUACCUCAGUCUCCAGUGAAGUAUCAUUUCAACCUCAGGCGACGGCCAAAGAGGCCAAAUUUGAAGCCUGCCGUCCCUGUGGGGACAGAAAAAAAAUGUAAUCUAUGCACCGUUAUACGUUAUGCGGUUGUGUCAUUUUUAUGUUUUAAUCUGCAUGUGUACAGCGGGCAUGAUCCUGGAGCUUAAAGGUGUUUGUGUUGUGGCGAAGGAUUCGUUUUAGAGGCAAAGUCAUGGGUGUCGGUUUUGACACCCACGCGUAUUUGUUGGCCACCAGCAGAGAGAGACCGUCUCUGUUUCAGUCGAAGGGAUUUUAUCACAGCACUUUGGGUCUCAUAAAACGCUUAAAGGCACUGGCUAUUUUCGCGUCAAGCCCUGUGUCUUUGCAAGCUUGCGUAUAUCUUGCUUCACGGGAAGGCAGAAACCCCUUGCAAGUUAAACUUCACUACAUCAUGAAAUACUACGUAGGCCACCCGUUUUGUUUAAGCUAAUGUGUCAGGUCACAGGGAGCUUAACUAAUCAUACAGCUCUUGUAAAAUAAGAAUGAAGUAGGUUCUCCUCUGCUCAUUAUGGGGGACGACACCAAGUUGUGGUUGACUUCAAUCCUGGGAGACAAAGAUUAAUUUGUCAAAUAUGGUGGAAACAAUUAGCUUAUUCAAAUGCUUAGCAUCUCAGUUGGAGUUGAGAUUUAUGGCCUCCCACAGGAAAAAGGACUGCAGGAAUGGUGAAACACAACGGCUGCAGUCCACCUCAAAAUUACCCACAAUGCCUCUGCACACCUGAGAAGCCAAGUUUCUCUGUAAAGGUAUUCCAGGGUGGAUUAGAGACACACGCAGAGCGCAUAUAAACUAGCUGGUGAAAACCAAAGAUUUAGACCAAUUGGCUGUCCUGGUGCAGUGGAGAUGUCUUUUCAACCAGCAAACACUAACUGUGAAGCAGUGCAUGUCUGUGUUACUAAUUUGUCAGCAGAGGGCUGAAUUUGACCCUUGUCUAGUCUCACCACAGGACUCCACAUCAAUGAGAAAACUCUUCAUUUGUGGGUUUUUACAGCUGUAAAGAGGCAGUUUGUCUUGCCAAAACUGGCCCCUGAUCUUUGGAUUACAUGUGAAAUGUAACAUUUUAGGUCUUUAGGCGUCUUAAUUGUGUACAGAAAAAAGUGCCAAAAACAUUUAGAAGGAACUGUGGAAGGACACGCCUUGUAUGAAGGACACGCCUUGUAUGGACUCACCUGGAACAUUAAAAAACUAAAAGAUCCAACCUGACAAGCUGCUUACUUUCUGCUGUGUAAAGAUUGGGUGAUGUGAUGGCAAGGUGCAUUCUGAGAAAUAUAGAGGUUCAGUUAAGAGGUUUGGUCUUCCUUCUUUACUGAACUUCCCAGUGGGAAUGUGCCACCAUAUCACGAGUUCUGGAGUUUUCUUAAUGGAUAAUGAAGGGACUGUGUUUCUUGGCCUCCUGUGAACUGUAGCCCUUUUUCUCAUUCAUGAAUUAGCUGAAGCCCCCCCCCCUUUAACAAAAAAACCAAGUCAAUACAUGUUUUCAGCAGAAGCCUUUGGUCAUGAGGUCAUCACCAUUUACUCAUAACUGCAGCAUGGUUUGGGACCCCAAAGCCGCAGUGCAUUUUGGGUAACCUGUAACGAGGGGGAAGGGCUGGGUCCACCAGGGGUGCCAGAGAGCAGCCUUUUCUACCAGCUGAUUUACAAGCACACUGUAUCUUCCUGCACAAAAAUCCAAAUUUAUGGUUCCUUUGUAUCCACUUCGUUUUGUUUUUGUGUUCCUUUUUGAACACUCAAAAAGAUGUUUAGGUUUAUAAAUUCAGCUGAGGACAACACUGCAAAUAAGAAUGUAGGCUUGUGUUGCUGUUCUUUUUUGCCUGUUUAUUACAAGACAUUACACGUGUGUGGAAGAAUGCUCUGGUCAUACCCCUAGACAAGCGGACCGCUUUUGACAUAGGCUGCAGAUAGUACCCCGCAGUAGUCAUUAGUUACCACCAGGUGGCACCAGUAUAACACUCAUGAGCCAGGCAUCUUGAGGGCUCCUUGACAAUGAAUGUCAGGUUUUUUCGUUGCUCUAAAGCACAUUUUAUUUGUGUGCUGUCUGACUAAGGGAAUUUCUCCCUGUGUAGUUCCACACCUUUGAGCAUUUCUUAGUUUUACGAUAUAUAUUUUUUUGUAACCAUAACAUUGUACUUUUUUUAAAGUAUGUUGUGAACAAAGUGUGGCUGUUUUUAGGGCAGGCCUGAUGUCCACCUAGAUGUUUUCUGACUACAUUUAUUUCAAAAUAUGCGCUUGUGUCAUUUGUGGUUAUUGUGUGUGCAACUAUUUGCACGUGACUUCCUGUUACUUGCCAUGUUUUUUUUUGGGGGGGGGGGGGGCGCAGUGGGGUAACGUUUGAGAGCUCUGGGUAUCGUUGUAUUUACACAUGCUGUCCCCACCUGGAGCACUGUGCGAGCAGGACUUGCUGGUUCAUCUCACCCAAGGAGAAGACACAGAACAACCAGGACAAAGGGAACAAGUUACAUGUGUCUUUUGAAGGAAAUUGAUCGAUAUGUUUUUUUUUUUUUUUUUUACAUGUUCAAUGUGUUAUCCACCAAAGAUAACUUAUUUGUGGGCCUGUCACAUAUAACAAAUAAAAGGGCACUUAAACUAAUCAGCUCCUCCUUCUCCAGGAUGCUUUUCAAAUGUUCUGGUGGUAAAAAUCAGCACUUAAUAUAUAAGAGAAUGGUGUGAUCUACCUCAUAAAGGGAAUAAGGGGGGGUUACCAUGCUCACAGCCCGUACCGGCUGCGACGGUGGUUUGGGGGGGGGUUACACAGCAUGUUAACAUGCGAUACCCCCCCACCCCCCUGCUUUCCAGUGAGUGCAUGGCUUUUGCUGUCCAUUCGUUAUCCAAACCGGCUUCUGCUCGUUGAGCUGAGGGGAGGGUGCCGGCGGCUGGGGAGGCAGUACGUUAAGAUGCACACUUUCGGCGGGAAUGGCCCUUUUAAAUGGAAUUUGUGCCUCUGAGUCAUGAAUAAAGUGCUGAAUGAUACCGGA
Molecule: messenger RNA, 7789 nt
Organism: Paramormyrops kingsleyae
Lineage: Eukaryota; Metazoa; Chordata; Actinopteri; Osteoglossiformes; Mormyridae
Source: RefSeq, a predicted model, not a curated record